Messenger RNA from Thamnophis elegans (Western terrestrial garter snake), 2469 nucleotides. RefSeq names its product potassium two pore domain channel subfamily K member 6 (gene KCNK6). The record is from RefSeq and is a predicted model, not a curated record. Gene Ontology annotation, cellular component: membrane. Gene Ontology annotation, molecular function: potassium ion leak channel activity. NCBI's taxonomy places the organism in Eukaryota, Metazoa, Chordata, Lepidosauria, Squamata, Natricidae. The coding region runs from base 178 to 1116 and encodes 312 amino acids. The transcript is spliced from 3 exons. Gene Ontology annotation, biological process: stabilization of membrane potential; potassium ion transmembrane transport.
GCCACCAUCCCCCCUGCCAGGUGCAGCUCUUGGUAGUCCCGGCCCCGCCUGACGGGAGGGGCCUGGCCGCCGCCCAAGAGGCUGGUCGGCGGGGCGGACGCCACUUCUCUUCUGCCAGCCGCCCUCUUCUUCCGCUCCUGUUGGCCGCCAGUGGCUCUGCGCUCUGCCGAGGGAGCCAUGAGGCGCGGCGCCGUGUUGGCGGCCUUCGCGCUGGCCUACGCGGGCUACCUGCUGCUCGGGGCGCUGAUCAUCUCGGCCGUCGAGCGUCCGUACGAGAGGCGGCUGCGAGCCGAGCUGAGGGAUUUGAAGAGCGCCUUCCUACGUAGCAGCCCCUGCCUGUCCGAGGCCAGGCUGGAGCGCUUCCUGGACGCCGUCUUGAGCGCCGACCGCCACUCCGUCGCCCUCCUGCGCAACGGCUCGGCCACCACGUCCAACUGGGAUUUCGCUUCGGCCUUCUUCUUCGCCAGCACAUUGAUCACCACCGUGGGCUACGGUUACACUACACCCCUUUCGGACGCCGGCAAAGCCUUCUGCAUCUUCUACGCGGUGGCGGGAGUCCCCUUCACCAUGCUGGUGCUGACAGCUGCAGUGCAGCGCCUUGUGGGCACCUUCACCUCUGGGCCACUGGAAUACCUGGCUCUCCACUGGGGCUCUGACCGCCGCAUCCUGUCAUGGGGGCACCUGCUGGUGCUGAUGGGCCUGGUGUUGGUGACCUUCUUCUUAGUGCCUGCUACCAUCUUCAGUUCCCUGGAAGAAUCCUGGAGCUUUCUGGAUGCUUUCUACUUCUGCUUCAUCUCCCUCUGCACCAUCGGCCUGGGAGACUACGUCCCUGGGGAGCAGCCGGGGCAACGCCUUCGCCCUCUCUACAAGGUCUCCGUCACAGUUUACCUGCUUCUGGGGCUCAUGGCCAUGCUGCUGAUUCUCCAGACCUUCCACAAGCUGGCAGACCUGCACGGCCUCUCUGAGCUGGUCUUCCUGCCCCCGGAAGGACCCCCUGAGGAGCAUCAGAGUAUCCUGGGGGAGCCCAGCCCUGCCUCUGAGCCAGGACAGCGGGAAGCCUUGCCUGCACAGCCCAGGCCAGGAGGCCCAUCCCAUUAUUCCUCCAUUAACAGAUAAUAGUGAGGAGGAGCAGCAGGGCAAGAGAGUCGGAGCUAAUCCACAAGGAAGACUGGCUGCUCCUCCCUCCUUCCUGACCAAGGAAAUGAGGCUGCUGGCGGGUCCACUCCUGGGGAGGGCAGGGCAGGGAAUCCAGCGACUCUCUGGUGGCCAGGAGAGGAGAGCGUGGAGAGGCUGCUGGCCCGGACUCUGGAUGGGAUGGGGAGGUUUAAAAAGUCCAGCGGAAAGGCUGGGGCUCCCGGGCCCUUUGCCCCUCCCCUGUGACACCUCCUCCUGUCACUACAGUCAGUGCAACGUGGCUGAAUAUCCUGGCUUCCAGCUGUGGUUGGACCUGAGCCUUGCAAGCCGGGAGCUGCUGAGGCGGAAGGAAGGGGGGGGGGAGAGCAGAGGGGGUGGGGCUAUGUGCUUGAGACACCAAAGCCUCAAAUGGAAAGUGGAAGCGAAGUGGCCCGUCCAGGGUCCGUUUCUCCAGAGGAGCCCAACUCUUUGUGCUUCUUUCUGAGUACUUGACUGCAGAAGCCCCUCCCCCUUCUGGCUGGUCGGACCCCAGAGCCACCCCGGGGAAUGCUUGGCCUGUGCUGCUAUUUCUACCCCACCCACCCACCCACCCCAGUUAGUCCAGCCCACUCUGCCCAUCCCCUCCCCCCAACGCUUGUGCCCCAAAGGGAGGGAGGGAGGGAGGGAGGGAGGGCGGCUGAACACAAAGUCCCUGCUGCUCUCUUUCCUCCUCAGAGAAGCCAAAUCUGUCGACUCCUUUUAUAGAAAAUAUUUAUUGGUCCAGUAACAGCAGUGAAGAAGUGACUGUGGCCCCAGCUGGCAUGAUGCCAAAAGGCCUGGCUGACAGCCCCUACCUGGAUUGUGGGAGUUUGAGCAACUGUUGGAGGAAAAAGGGAGGUGCAGCCGGGGAAUCAGAGGUGGAGAGUUGUAGGUCCCCCUCCUCACCACAGGCAGGAAAUGUUUGGGGGUGGGGGCUUCCAUGCUGCCCUCAAGUCAGGAGGAAAGGAGCCCUAUUCCCAAGCCCUAGGUGAAAGCCCCCGCAGGGUAACUCUGCCCCAAGUCUUCAGCAGGUGAGGAAAAGUGGCUGGGGGGGGGCAGCAUGCCUUCCCCCACACACACGGACAACGCGGGGGGGGGGGGGCGGAGAAAAUGUUUCCAAUCAGAGGCAGCCAGACGGGCUCCGGCCUUCCAAGGACAAGAGGGAUCUGGCCCCGUUUUGGGACCUUUUGGCCACCCCCCUCCCCCCACGGCCCUGACCAGAAGCGGAAGAGUCCCCCCCUCUCCUGAGCCCCGGCCACCUUCCCAGCUCCUCCAGAGGGGUCCUUUCACCUCCUUUCUCCAGUCCCACCUGGACGA